This is a messenger RNA of Peromyscus eremicus (cactus mouse), 6348 nucleotides long. RefSeq names its product cytoplasmic linker associated protein 2 (gene Clasp2). Gene Ontology annotation, molecular function: microtubule binding. The record is from RefSeq and is a predicted model, not a curated record. Lineage: Eukaryota; Metazoa; Chordata; Mammalia; Rodentia; Cricetidae. Gene Ontology annotation, cellular component: cytoplasmic microtubule; spindle microtubule; mitotic spindle. Bases 184 to 4707 code for a protein of 1507 amino acids. Gene Ontology annotation, biological process: mitotic spindle assembly. The transcript is spliced from 37 exons.
GCUGGGACCGGGGGGCGCCGAGUUUGACUAGUUUGGGGGGGGGGGUCCCCCGCCGGCCGCCGUGCCCCGGGGAGCGGCGUCACCGGGUGGCGAGCGCGUCUCGGAGGCCCCACCGCCGCGGCUGGGCGGUGCUGCGAGGAAAGUUGGAGGCUAAGGGGCCGCGGAGGGGCGGCGGGCGCGGCCAUGGAGCCCCGCGGCGCAGAGUACUUCAGCUCCCAAGUGCUGCAGAAGGACGUGAGCGGCCGGCUGCAGGCGGGCGAGGAGCUGCUGCUCUCCCUCGGCGCGCCCGGCGCCAUCCCAGACCUGGAGGACGACCCGAGUCGCCUGGCCAAGACCGUGGACGCACUCACCGGCUGGGUGGGCUCGAGCAACUACCGGGUAUCAUUAUUAGGAUUGGAGAUUUUAAGUGCCUUUGUGGAUAGAUUGUCGACCCGAUUUAAAUCUUAUGUACCAAUGGUUACCACAGCUUUAAUAGACAGAAUGGGAGAUGCCAAAGACAAAAUUCGAGACGAAGCUCAGAACUUGACGCUGAAGCUGAUGGAUGAGGUGGCACCACCUAUGUACAUCUGGGAGCAGCUGGCCUCUGGUUUCAAGCACAAGAACUUUCGAUCUCGAGAGGGUGUGUGUCUAUGUCUGAUUGAAACCUUGAACAUCUUUGGAACUCAACCACUGGUCAUCAGCAAGUUGGUGCCACAUUUGUGUAUCUUAUUUGGAGAUUCAAAUAGUCAGGUGAGAAAUGCUGCAAUAUCGGCUAUAGUGGAGAUUUAUAGACAUGUAGGAGAGAAACUGAGGUUUGAUCUGUGUAAGAGAGAUAUCCCCCCUGCUAGAUUAGAAAUGAUACUUGCCAAAUUUGAUGAAGUACAAAAUUCGGGCGGUAUGAUUUUGAGUGUCUGCAAAGAUAAAAGCUUUGAUGAUGAGGAAUCAGUGGAUGGAAACAGGCCAUCAUCAGCUGCUUCAGCCUUCAAGGUUCCUGCACCUAAAACAUCUGGAAAUCCUGUCAACAGUGGGAGAAAGCCUGGUUCAGCAGGUGGCCCUAAGGUUGGAGGUGCUUCUAAAGAAGGCGGGGCUGGAGCGGUUGAUGAGGAUGACUUUAUAAAAGCUUUUACAGAUGUCCCUUCUGUUCAGAUCUAUUCCAGUCGAGAACUUGAAGAAACGUUAAAUAAGAUCAGGGAAAUUUUGUCAGAUGACAAACAUGACUGGGACCAGCGUGCCAACGCACUUAAGAAAAUCAGAUCACUGCUUGUUGCUGGGGCUGCACAGUAUGAUUGCUUUUUCCAGCAUUUGCGUUUGUUGGAUGGAGCACUUAAGCUGUCUGCUAAGGAUCUCAGAUCCCAGGUGGUCAGAGAAGCUUGCAUCACUGUUGCCCACCUUUCAACGGUUUUGGGAAACAAGUUUGAUCACGGCGCCGAAGCCAUUGUACCUACACUUUUUAAUCUUGUUCCCAAUAGUGCAAAAGUCAUGGCAACUUCUGGAUGUGCAGCAAUCAGAUUUAUUAUUCGGCAUACCCAUGUCCCUAGACUUAUACCUUUAAUAACAAGCAACUGCACAUCAAAAUCAGUUCCUGUGAGGAGGCGUUCCUUUGAAUUUUUAGAUCUGUUGCUGCAAGAGUGGCAGACUCAUUCACUGGAAAGACAUGCAGCUGUCUUGGUUGAAACUAUUAAGAAGGGAAUUCAUGAUGCUGAUGCUGAGGCCAGAGUGGAGGCAAGAAAGACAUACAUGGGUCUUAGAAACCACUUUCCUGGUGAAGCUGAAACGUUAUAUAAUUCCCUUGAGCCGUCGUAUCAGAAAAGUCUUCAAACUUACCUAAAGAGUUCUGGCAGUGUAGCAUCUCUCCCACAGUCAGACAGGUCCUCAUCUAGCUCACAAGAAAGUCUCAAUCGUCCUUUUUCUUCUAAAUGGUCUACAGCGAAUCCAUCAACUGUGGCUGGAAGAGUAUCGGUGGGAGGCAGCAAAGCCAGCUCCCUUCCAGGAAGCCUGCAGCGUUCUCGAAGUGACAUAGAUGUGAACGCCGCAGCUGGUGCCAAAGCGCAUCAUGCCGCUGGACAAGCUGUACGAAGUGGGCGCUUAGGCGCAGGUGCCCUGAAUCCAGGUUCCUAUGCGUCACUUGGUCGGGUGAGAGCCAAGCUUUCUGCACCACUUGCUGCUGUGGGGAAUGCCAAGACUGAUUCUAGAGGAAGAAGCCGGACAAAAAUGGUGUCUCAGUCCCAGCCUGGCAGCCGUUCUGGGUCUCCAGGAAGAGUUCUAACCACAACAGCCCUCUCUACUGUGAGCUCUGGUGCUCAACGAGUCCUGGUCAGUUCAGCUUCAGCACAGAAGAGAAGCAAGAUACCAAGGAGCCAGGGCUGCAGCCGAGAGGCCAGCCCCUCUAGGCUUUCAGUGGCCCGGAGCAGUCGUAUUCCUCGACCCAGUGUGAGUCAAGGCUGUAGCCGGGAAGCAAGUCGAGAGAGCAGCAGGGACACGAGCCCAGUCCGCUCUUUCCAGCCUCUUGGUCCAGGAUAUGGGAUCAGCCAGUCAAGCCGAUUGUCAUCCUCCGUCAGUGCCAUGCGAGUCCUGAACACAGGCUCCGACGUGGAGGAAGCGGUCGCUGAUGCCUUGAAAAAACCUGCUCGAAGAAGAUAUGAGUCAUAUGGAAUGCACUCAGAUGAUGAUGCCAACAGCGAUGCUUCUAGCGCGUGUUCAGAACGCUCCUAUAGUUCUCGAAAUGGUAGUAUUCCUACCUACAUGAGACAGACAGAAGACGUGGCAGAAGUCCUCAACAGAUGUGCUAGCUCCAAUUGGUCAGAAAGGAAAGAAGGCCUCCUGGGUCUGCAGAACUUGUUAAAAAACCAGAGAACGCUAAGUCGAGUUGAACUGAAAAGAUUAUGUGAAAUUUUCACAAGAAUGUUUGCUGAUCCUCAUGGCAAGGUGUUCAGCAUGUUCUUGGAGACUCUAGUAGAUUUCAUACAAGUCCACAAAGAUGAUCUUCAAGAUUGGUUGUUUGUACUGCUGACACAGCUGCUGAAAAAAAUGGGUGCUGAUUUGCUUGGGUCUGUUCAGGCAAAAGUUCAGAAAGCCCUUGAUGUUACAAGAGAAUCCUUUCCAAAUGAUCUUCAAUUUAAUAUCCUAAUGAGAUUUACGGUUGACCAGACCCAAACACCAAGCUUGAAGACAGUCAAGCCAGCACUCCGGGACCAGCUUCACUGUUUUUGGAGCUCAAAGGUGAAGGUUGCUAUCCUUAAGUACAUAGAAACUCUGGCCAAGCAGAUGGAUCCAGGAGAUUUUAUAAAUUCCAGUGAGACUCGCCUGGCAGUGUCUCGGGUCAUCACUUGGACGACAGAGCCCAAAAGUUCUGAUGUUCGUAAGGCAGCACAGUCAGUGCUGAUUUCUUUAUUUGAACUCAAUACCCCGGAGUUCACAAUGUUACUAGGAGCUUUACCAAAAACUUUCCAAGAUGGUGCUACUAAACUUCUUCACAACCACCUUCGAAACACUAGCAAUGGGACCCAGAGUUCCAUGGGAAGUCCUUUGACAAGACCAACACCUCGAUCACCAGCCAACUGGUCCAGUCCUCUUACUUCUCCUACCAACACAUCACAGACUACAUUAUCUCCAAGUGCAUUUGAUUACGACACAGAAAACAUGAAUUCUGAAGACAUUUACAGCUCCCUUAGAGGUGUCACUGAGGCAAUUCAGAAUUUCAGCUUCAGAAGCCAAGAAGAUAUGAGCGAACCACUGAAGAGGGACCCUAAAAAAGAGGAUGGUGACUCAAUGUGUGGCCCUGGAAUGUCAGAUCCACGAGCAGGAGGGGAUGCCACUGACUCCAGCCAGACAGCUCUUGAUAAUAAAGCAUCUUUGCUCCAUUCAAUGCCAGUUCACCCCUCUUCACGCUCUCGUGACUAUAAUCCAUAUAACUACUCAGAUAGCAUCAGUCCCUUCAACAAGUCUGCCCUCAAGGAAGCCAUGUUUGAUGAUGACGCUGACCAGUUUCCUGACGAUCUUUCCUUAGACCAUUCUGACCUAGUUGCAGAGCUGUUGAAGGAGCUGUCUAACCAUAAUGAACGUAUAGAAGAAAGAAAAAUUGCCCUCUAUGAACUCAUGAAGCUAACGCAGGAAGAAUCUUUCAGUGUUUGGGAUGAACACUUCAAAACAAUAUUACUGUUAUUGCUUGAGACUCUUGGGGAUAAAGAGCCAACAAUCAGGGCUUUGGCAUUAAAAGUUUUAAAAGAAAUCUUAAGGCAUCAACCAGCAAGAUUCAAAAACUAUGCAGAGCUGACCGUCAUGAAAACAUUGGAAGCACACAAAGACCCUCAUAAAGAGGUGGUGAGGUCUGCUGAGGAAGCUGCCUCCGUGUUGGCUACUUCAAUUAGUCCAGAGCAGUGCAUCAAAGUGCUUUGUCCAAUCAUACAAACUGCUGACUACCCAAUUAAUCUGGCUGCAAUCAAAAUGCAAACAAAAGUGAUAGAGAGAGUAUCCAAGGACACCCUUAACAUGCUCUUACCAGAGAUCAUGCCGGGUCUAAUACAGGGUUACGAUAACUCAGAAAGCAGUGUCCGGAAAGCUUGUGUCUUCUGCCUGGUAGCUGUUCAUGCGGUGAUUGGUGAUGAACUAAAGCCACAUCUCAGUCAACUCACCGGCAGUAAAAUGAAGCUGCUGAACCUUUACAUCAAACGUGCACAGACGGGCUCUGCAGGAGCUGAUCCCACUACUGAUGUUUCUGGACAAAGUUAGUGCUGCAGGUGGAGCCUCCCAGGUCUCUGAAGAGACAGCUGCCCUCCCUCCUCCAGGACAGGAAACUCUCAAGUACAGCUUUUGGGACAGAGCUACUGUUUCCCAGUUCUAGCUUUUUGUUUUGUUCCGUUCUGUAUUUUCUGUAACAGAGGGUGUCCUCAGUCUGCAUGUAACUUUACGAUAAUUAUUCCAAAUUCAGGAAAAGCAGUAUUAACAUCAGUUGAUCAGUACAAAGUAAUUUUUUAAUCUAAUUCACCAUUUCACAUGUUUGUACUUCUUUGUCUUCCCACUAACCUUUGCCAGUGUUAUGAUUGUAUACAUUUUUAAAAUGCUGGUGAAACAGGAAUGCUUCAGGCUUUAAAAGUUUAACAGUCUAAAUUUUUUUUUUUGCUUUUAUUCAACUGCAGAAGAAUAUUUUUAUUGCUACCUUGAGUUUCGUUCCGUAUCAUGUCCUAUGCUAGAAAUACUGACAAUGACGUGAGACAAAGCAGGGCUACUUGGGACUCAGCCAGACUCAGUUGAUGUGGCGGUGGUACGUGUCAUUAGCUGCGACUUCUUUGGGAUGACCUCAAAGAGAAAUGUCCUAGAAUCAGCCAGUUCUGUAAGACUGAGCGUGUCUGUGGGUUCUUGAUCUCGACACCUUUAUGUAAAGCUGUGCCCCUUCUCUGACCCCGUAAGAAAGCUGCACCAAAUCACCUGCCUCGGUUUCCAUGGGAAUAGGAAAAUGGAUGGUUUUGUUGCAGAGCUUUUUGGUUUAUCUUUGUUGUGAAUGAUGCUUUUGUUGUAUUUAUUAAUAUCAGAUUCACUUAUGAAUAGACUUGAUAAUGGAAACAGAUGAAAAAAUCAAGUGCAUGUGUGUCUUUGACUGUCCUCUGUUUCUCAAUUGAUAAACUAAUUAUUGACAUGGGAGUCGACCAGCACCUUUUUGUUGAAUGAUGGAACCUGGUUUCCUUUGACCAUGAAAUUGUCCUAUGAAAACACUGAUCCUGAAGAGAGAAGAUGGUGCCGAGGCUCUUGUACAAUGGGCUCCCAUUUUCUACCUCUUCAGGGCUGACAUUUUAACUGACCCGCUGCCUGGAGUGUCUUGGAAAACUACUUUAAGGUGAUGUUUUGUUACUUUUUGACAUUUUUUUAAUCACCUCUGCUAAAGCUAUUAUUUUUAUGUGCAGCCAACUUUCAAAUAUUACCAGUUUGGGUAAAAGACCAACUUAGGUAAUUUGGAACCAGGAUACUAUUGAUUUCUCAUCUUGACCUUUUUCUUUUCUUUCUUUUCUUUUUUUUCUUUUUUUUUUUUUUUUAAAUCCUAACAUAAGGUGAAUUUGACUGGAAAGCAAAUGGCUGUUAGGGAAGCAGUUUGCUAUUGUUACAGAGUUAUCUAUACUUUGUUCAGCUGAAAAAAAUGUAGAAAUGUAUGUAAAGAACUUAAGCCAAGAGAACUGGACGGAUGAUUGGUUGUAGGCUUUUCCCUCCCCUUGUUUUUGUUCUGUUCCAGCAGAAGAAAAAGAUGUUGCUCCAUAUCCUCCCCCUGUAACACUUUUGUUUUCUACUGUUCAUGACAUUGUGUAUUUAUAGUUCUAUGCUUACUGUUGUGCAUAUACUGGCAAUAAAACUGUACAUAACAUUACUUGAAAACCUUAACAA